Messenger RNA from Rhodamnia argentea, 1066 nucleotides. RefSeq names its product protein TIFY 9-like. The transcript has 6 exons. NCBI's taxonomy places the organism in Eukaryota, Viridiplantae, Streptophyta, Magnoliopsida, Myrtales, Myrtaceae. The record is from RefSeq and is a predicted model, not a curated record. Gene Ontology annotation, cellular component: nucleus. Gene Ontology annotation, biological process: response to wounding; regulation of jasmonic acid mediated signaling pathway; regulation of defense response. The coding region runs from base 85 to 693 and encodes 202 amino acids.
CUUUCCUUCUUCAAAUCAUCACUUCUCUCUCUCUCUCUCUCUUUCUCUCUCGCGCCUGUUCCGCGACCCAUCAGAAGAAGAAGGAUGAAGAUGUCCAGGAGCGCCGUCGAGCUCGACUUCCUCGGCGUCGCGGAGAAGGAGAUCGGCUCCGCCUCCUCCAUGCCUCGCCCUCAGCGCCGGCGGCCUCUCGACCGCCUCUCCAGCUUCCGAGGCAUCCAGGGCGCCAUCUCGAGGAUCGACCCCGAGCUCCUCAAGUCGGUGUUCGCCCCCUCCGGCUCGGCGGAGAAUGCGGCUCGCUCGAAGCCGUCCUUCUCGGCGCCCGCGACUCCGAAGCCGGACCAGAACGCGGCUCCCGUGCUGCCUGGGUAUUCCCCUCUCGUCAGCAGGCUGAGCUCGGAUUCCCACGGAGAAGUGGCUCCGCUGACGAUCUUCUACGGCGGAACCGUCGCCGUCUUCGACCUCCCUCCCAACAAGGCGGAGGACAUUCUGAAGCUUGCGGCCCAAGGAAUCUCCCAAUCCGCGGGACCGGCGGCCCCGAAGGCUGCGGCGGCGGCGGCAAUUCCGAGCCACCGAGAACAUCUGCUCGUCAUCGGAGGUCUGCCGCUUACGAGGACGAAGUCGCUGGAGAGAUUCCUCGAGAAACGCAAGGAGAGGUUGGCUUGUUCGGCGUCGCCAUAUUCCCGCGACAAGUGAAAGCGCGUCGCUUCGUGGAACGAGCGAGGCGAGUCGGUUCUCCCGCACGUGGAAAAUGUGAAGGGAGGAGGAGGCGGAGAAGAAGUCGUCCCACAACGUAGACAGUCCUCUUACGGCGUCGUAGCCCCCUUAGGACGAGGACUCUCUCUUUUUUCCCUUUUUUUUUCCUUUUUUUUAUUUAGGUUUAAAGACGAGGCCGCCGACGGCGACCCCACGUGUUAAAUCGGAGGAUCUGUAAGUAGUUUGUAUGUCGUCACAUGAACUCUCUCUCUCUCUCUCUCACUCCCGCGAAUUUAAUUUUUCAUUUCAUGAAUUACUUUAUUUGUUGAUAUUUUAUCGUGUGUUGUCAAAGUUAGCCAAUUGCGCAUUUUUA